CUCAAAAGUACUACCUAGUGUUGGUGGGCCACAAGGAAAAACGCCACGGUGGGCCACAAGUACCCUGCCCUCCCCCUUCCCUUUUCUUUCGUCCUCCCCUGUCGCAGUCUCCAGAGUUCUUCGUCCUCCCAAUCCCGUGCAGCCGGCCUCACCACCGGCGACGGGACGCGGAGACCCGGACCGCCCCUCCUUCCGCACUGGUUCUCCCUUCGUCGCCCCCGCCAAAACCCUCUCCACCAGCCGGGGGGUCAACAGCUGCUCGAGAUCUGGCCGGGUUGCUUAGACUCAUCUCUUCGUUCCUCGGUAUGGACUUCCACACACUAUCGCGGCCUGAGCUUCAGGUGCUGUGCAAGCGCAACAACGUCCGCGCCAACAUGACCAACGCCGCCAUGGCUGAGGCGCUGGAGAGCCUAGAUUUUGUUGAUGGGAUAAACUACGAGAUGGCGCCCAUUCCAAUUCUGGUGCCAGCGUCCACAGUCACAACACGCUUGACUGCAAGGAGGUCCGCGUCGCGUAAGACGGAAAUGGUUAUGUUGAACCCAGUUCCAGCCAUUCUUCAGAGGAGCCAGAGAACAGCAACGCAGAAGGCUUUGGAUCAGAAACCAAAAGAUGACAUCACUGAAGUGAAAGAAAGGGCUGCUUCUAAGAUACCACAAGCUAAGCUGACAGAUGAGACUUGUGAAGACGACGGCCUCGAUGAAGAUGACUCUGCUGAGGAAAUUGGGUCUACUGAUGAGGAGAAUGACACUGUUUUCACCAGUGGCUUACUACAGGAGUUUGACAAGGAGAUGGACACCAGGCCCGACCAGGCAUUUAUAAAGGAGCUGCUCCAGGAUCUUAAAACCAUAAACCUAAAUAUGCUUCGAGCCACGUACAACGAAUUCAAAGACAAAACAAAUCAUCUGAGUACUGCAUAGGUACAGCAACCUAGGGAUGUUGUGUUGGUUCGUGAACAGGGGAACAGCCAAUUGGGGCUUGUAAUAAAUCGUCUUACUUCUGUUUUAGUGGUGAAACGCUAUGCAAUAGUAUCGAAGCAUAAGAAUUCAACCUGUGCUAUUCCGUCACCGGAAAUGAACGCCAGCUUAUAUACCUGUUAUUUUAUACCUCCGUGCUAAAUAGCUUAUUGUAACUGUGCACUGAUACCCAGCUUAACAGUUCAUUUUUCUCCUUAUUUAGAAAGAAGUUGUAUUUGUAGA
Molecule: messenger RNA, 1196 nt
Organism: Sorghum bicolor (sorghum)
Lineage: Eukaryota; Viridiplantae; Streptophyta; Magnoliopsida; Poales; Poaceae
Exons: 4
Coding region: 306-917 (203 amino acids)
Source: RefSeq, a predicted model, not a curated record